Podarcis lilfordi (Lilford's wall lizard) is the source of this 15509-nucleotide messenger RNA. NCBI's taxonomy places the organism in Eukaryota, Metazoa, Chordata, Lepidosauria, Squamata, Lacertidae. The record is from the annotation of a GenBank genome assembly.
GGGGGAAGCUGAGGUGUGGCGCUCCUCAGCGGGGAAGCUGCAGGUCUCCUCUGCCUGCAUGGGAAAUGACGUUGCCUUGGUGAUGCCAUGAUUUGCGCCCUGCCAGUUGGGCUGAGAUCAUGGCAGAUAGUGAGUAGGAAAGCAGACUGGCAUCUCUCUGUAUCUCUCUCUGAAUUAUAGGAUAGCUGAUGAUGACAGACCUAGAACCAAUUCUGCGUGUGGCCUUCUAGAUGCACCUACCUGUCGAAUCUCCUUUUUACCUUCCAGAUUCCCCCCCCCCCACAACCCCCAGAAAUACCUCUAACAGUCUGGGAAAGGGAUACGUCCUUGCUGUGCUUCCUCCCCACUUCUCCUUUUUUUCUUUUCCAAAUUACACUUAAUCCCACAGAUAAUUCCUUUUCCCAUCACCAUCCACCACCCCACCUUUGUGUUAGACUUCCAAUCUACUCAAUUGCAAUUUCUUCCCACUUCUGUUACUUUCUUUCACACACCUUUAACCUAAUUUCAUACUCCUUUUUCUAUCACACAUUGUUAUCCAUCUUAUUUAGUAUUUCAGUAUUUAAAAUGGAACUUGUUUAUUUUAAUAGGAGUUCUGAUUUUUCAAUAUGGUUUUGCAAGGAUCCUUUAAACGCCUUCCAGUCCCUGUCUAUCUUCUCUUUUGAGAUCCUUCUAAUUUCUCCCAUUGUUUUGGAUAUAUUGUAAUAGUCCAAUAAUUUGGGAAGCCACUCUGUUUUUGUCGGUAUAAUACCACUUUUCCAAUUUUUCGCAAUCAGUAGCCUUGUGGCUACUGUUGCGUGUAAAUAUAACGUCUUGUCUUCUUCCUUUAGACUUCCUGGUACAGGAUCCCCACUUCUUUAUCCCUACAGUUCCCCUCUUAAGAAUAAAAGAAAUAUCGAAUUGUGGAGUUGGAAAGGACCACGAGGUAUCGUUUGGUCCAACCCCCUGCAAAGCAGAAAUCUUUUGCCCAAGGUGGGGCUCGAACUCACCAGCACCUGCCUCAUGGCGCAAACUGCAACUCGCUUGGAGGUUUCUGGCGUGGGCUAAGAUUUAAACCCCACACCAAGGGGGCCGGUCUCUUUUACAGAGUAAAAGCAGUCUGGUACUGGCCUCGAGGGAAGAGAUGGGAGUCAGGAUUCAAGCGAGGAGGAGCAAUGAGAAGUAUCCAUUCAAAGUCCGGCUUCAGAGUUUGGGACAGAUAGGUUCGCCAUAUUUCAAAAAGUGAAAAUCGGGACAUUUUUGGUUGAGCUUCUUUUUUGGGGGGGGGGGGGUUAUGUCCAGGAAAUUCCAGGCAUAUGGCAGCCCUAGAGAUAGACGUGCCAUUUCGGUUCUCUUCCUUUCUCAUUUUCCCAAACUUAAACCCAGUUCCGCACGUUAGCUUUUGCAAACGAUUCUUAUCAGGAGGCGAAAACGGGAUAGUGGAGCCCUUUAAUUUGUUCCGUGCUUUGGGUCUAGUUAGCUCAUCGGACGAACAUCAUGUGACUUCAGCCUCAAAGGACCCUUCAGUCAACACACCUGGCACGAGGACGCAAGAGGAUGAGGUUUGUACGUCACAAUACAGUGGUAGCUCGGGUUACAUACGCUUCAGGUUACAAAUGCUUCAGGUUACAGACUCCGCUAACCCAGAAAUAGUACCUCGGGUUAAGAACUUUGCUUCAGGAAGAGAACAGAAAUCGUGCUCCGGCGGCGCGGCAGCAGCAGCAGGCCCCAUUAGCUAAAGUGGUGCUUCAGGUUAAGAAUAGUUUCAGGUUAAGAACAGACCUCCGGAACGAAGGACGCAGGUGGCGCUGUGGGUUAAACCACAGAGCCUAGGACUUGCCGAUCAGAAAGUCAAGAGGUUCGCAUCCCCGCAAUGACGGGGUGAGCUCCCGUUGCUCGGUCCCUGCUCCUGCCAACCUAGGAGUUCGAAAGCACGUCAAAGUGCAAGUAGAUAAAUAGGUACCGCUCCAGUGGGAAGGUAAACGGCGUUUCUGUGCGCUGCUCUGGUUCUCCAGAAACGGCUUAGUCCUGCUGGCCACAUGACCCGGAAGCUGUACGCCGGCUCCCUCGGCCACUAAAGCGAGAUGAGUGCCGCAACCCCAGAGUCGGACACAACUGGACCUAAUGGUCAGGGGUCCCUUUACCUUUACCAGUGUACUUUCCCUUCCGAAAAUAGGGAGCCAAAUUAGGCCACUUGGUCCCUAUGGCUCGUUAUUUGACAACACCAGGGGUCGCCAAACCAUCAUUUCUGGGCACCCACAGCCUCCUUCACUGGUGUUCCCAGCCUAGGGCUCUGAGCAAUCCCAUAAUAGCCCCAGCUAUGCUUGUGGGGGGGUGCUUUUUUGCCAAAGUCUAAACCUCAGGGAAAUGGAGUGCAGCCAAUGAGCGAAGUCAGAACUGUGAUGGACAAGCGAGUUGUCUGCACACAGGAAUCCCUCCGCGGCGUUGUUUUCCCCCUUGGAAGCACUCUCCCUGCUUCUGUCGUAUUUUCUGGGCAGAAAUCCACAGUUUGAGCCAGUGCCGGAUUUACGUAUAAGCUAAACAAGCUAUAGCUUAGGGCCCCACUCUCUUGGGGCUCCCCCAAAAAAAUUAAAGGAAAAAGAUACUGGAUGUACCGUAUUUUUCGCCCCAUAGGACGCACCGGCCCAUAGGAUGCACCUAGUUUUUUUGGGGGGGGGGAAAUGAUUCCCCCCCCCAGGUGCGGGUCUGGGGGCGGGGGAAGCCCGAGCUUCCCCUGACCCCAGCCCCCAGAACAGGCUGCUAUCCGCUAGCCGUGGGAGAGCCGCGCGACUUCGCGCGGCUCUCCCACAGCUUGCGGAGCGCUGCGCGAAGCCCGAGGCUUGGGACGGGCUGAGCUCAGCGCGCCCCAAGCUUCUGGGUGCAGGCAAGGUCUCCGCUAGCCGUGGGAGAGCUGCGUCUCCCACGGCUAGCGGAUAGCUUCCUGAAGCCUGGAGAGCGAGAGGGGUCGGCCCCGCUUGCUCUCCAGGCUUCAGCGAAAGCCUGCAUUCACCCCAUAGGACGCACACACAUUUCCCCUUCAUUUUUGGAGGGGGAAAAGUGCAUCCUAUAGGGCAAAAAAUACGGUACAUUUCCAAAAUAUAAGAUAAAAAACAAAGCAACAGUGCAGUGGUACCUCGUGUUACAUAUGCUUCAGGUUACAUACACUUCAGGUUACAUACUCCGCUAACCCAGAAAUAUUGCUUCAGGUUAAGAACUUUGCUUCAGGAUGAGAACAGAAAUCGUGCUUCAGCGGCACAGCGGCAGCGGGAGGCCCCCAUUAGCUAAAGUGGUCUUCAGGUUAAGAACAGUUUCAGGUUAAGUACGGACCUCCAGAACGAAUUAAGUACUUAACCCGAGGUACCACUGUACAUAGAGGGCUGCAGCGAGGUGUUUUCUUGUCACCCCCACAGACACACACCCCCCCUGUUGCAACGUCACUGAGGUAGAUAAGAUUAAGUGACUGGGACUGCAGCGCUUUUCUCCUUAAGAAGCUUGUUUUUUGGUUGUGCUAAUUUGUGGGUGAACAUAUCAGACGUCGCAGCGAUUCUUCAAACAGCUCUUGUUUAUUCAGAGGCCAGAACAGAACUGAGCUGAAGGGUUCAGCCAGCCUGUUUAUAUAGAGCUCCAGUACAACGUAGCUGUAACAACUUUCUGUAACUAUCCAAUCACUGAACGUCACUUUCGAUCCCUUAUUUGCAUAACUACCUACAGUAUCCCCCUACUGGCCCAGGGUGAAAACUUCAGUACAUAGCAGGUUGUUUGGCGACUGUGCAAACCAACCUCCCCACCCCUCGUUUCUCAGCUUUCAGAUACUACCCUUCACAACCCAAGCUGGCCUCCGGAGACGACAAACCCUCACACCACAAGCAGCAUUCUGUGUGUCCCCGAUGAAGCCAUCCGGAGGAUUUCCACCACCACCAAGAGCAACAGCCUCGCACCCUCUACCACGAGGUAUUUAAGUGAGUACCAACCAGACUGGCGGGCGAGCGAAGACGGGGAGCUGGUAAGAUGAUGGAUUUUUCGGAGCUAGCCGACCUAACCGGAAGAGUCUGCGACCAGAAGGAGGAGGAGUAUCAGGAAGAAUGGAAUAAAUUUAAUGAUUAUCUAGUUAGAUUUGUUAAGUUAAAUCAACUGAAAACAGCUUGCAGAUACUUAAUGGGCUUAGGAUUUUAUUUAUGUUAAGUGAUGAAUUAAUACGUUUAAUUCCAUAAGGAUGUUAAUGUUUACGUUAAAUUUCAUAAAAAUUGGGAUUUGGAAAGCCGUUAAAAGGACAUGCAAUGAAAUUCAACCAAGGGGAAGUGAGAAAGUCACUUAACAAAGUUAAUAACUGUAAUUUUCAAUAAGGCUAUGAUUUAUGUCUGCUUGUUUUGUGUGUUUGUUGGUUGUUUAUAAUAUUGUGAAAACCACUGUAUUUUUCGCUCUAUAAGACGCACCAGACCACAAGACGCACCUAGUUUUUGGAGGAGGAAAACAAGAAAAAAAAUAUUCUGAAUAUCAGAAGCCAGAACAGCAAGAGGGAUUGCUGCACAGCGAAAGCAACAAUCCCUCUUGCUGUUCUGGCUUCUGGGAUAGCUGCGCAGCCUGCAUUCGCUCCAUAAGACGCAUACACAUUUCCCCUUACUUUUUAGGAGGGAAAAAGUGAGUCUUAUAGAGCAAAAAAUACGGUAAUAAAAAAAAAUGGGGGGGGGGGGAGAAGACGGGGAGCUGGUAAGCGGCGUCUCCGAGAUGGGCUUGCGGGCAAGGAGGAUAACACAAUAUGCUUUCCCUGCAGCCACAGAAGCUCAAUCGAGACUCGAGAGGCAGCCCUCGCAGGACGAGGAGUUGUUGGGCACCAAUGAGAACGAGCUGGUGAUGCAAAUGACGAUAUCAGAAUAUGAGCUGUUCCCGGGACUGGGAGAUAGCUUUUCUCAGGAGGGACCAGGGAGCGGGCUGCGACAUUCAUUCGAAGAGCAACUUACCGCUUACAGGGCUCCCCAAAAUAAGAUAACGUCCCACCAGGAAUUGCCAGAGGAGGUACGCUGUUGUUUUUUUAAAAAAUCAGCAAGGUGGGGACCAGGUAGGGAUGUGGUUUGGUUCACAUUUCGGCAGGCUGAGACCCUUCCUGUCCACGGACUGUCUCGCCAGAAUGGUGCAUGUUCUAGUUAUCUCCCGCUUGGACUACUGCCAUGCGCUCUACGUGGGGCUGCCUUUGAAGGUGACCCAGAAACAAUAACUAAUCCAGAAUGCGGCAGCUGGACUGGUGACUGGGAGCGGCCGCCGAGAUCAUAUAACACCGGUUCUAAAGGAGAUACACUGGUUUCCAGUCCGUUUCCGAGCACAAUUCAAAGUGUUGGUGCUGACCUUUGAAGGCCUAAAUGGACGUGGCCCAGUAUACCUGAAGGAGUGUCUCCACCGCCAUCGUCUAGCCCGGGCACUGAGGUCCAGCUCCGAGGGCCUUCUGGCGGUUCCCUCACUGUGAGAAGUGAGGUUAUAGGGAACCAGGCAGAGGGCCUUCUCAGUAGUGGCUCCUGCCCUAUGGAACGCCCUGAUGUCAAGGAAAUAAACAAUCUUAGAAGACAUCUGGGGAUGCAGGUGGUGCUGUGGGUUAAACCACAGAGCCUAGGGCUUGCUGAUCAGAAGGUCGGCGGUUCGAAUCCACGCGACCGGGUGAGCUCCCGUUGUUUGGUCUCAGCUCCUGCCCACCUAGCAGUUUGAAAGCAUGUCAAAGUGCAAAUAGAUAAAUAGGUACCACUCCAGCGGGAAGGUAAACGGCAUGCUCUGGUUCGCCAGAAGCGGCUUAGUCAUGCUGGCCACAUGACCCGGAAUAUGUCUACGGACAAACGCCGGCUCCCUCGGCCUAUAGGGGGAGAUGAGCGUGCAACCCCAGAGUCGUCCGCAACUGGACGUAAUGGUCAGGGGUACCUUUACCUUUUAGAAGACACCUGAAGGCAGCCUUGUACUGGGAAGUUUUUAAUGUUUGAUGCUUUAUCGUGUUUUAAAUACUCCGUUCGGAACCACCCAGAGUGGCUGUGGAAACCCAGCCAGAUGGGCGGGGAAUAAAUAAUAAAAUUAUUGUAUGCCCCCAGGAUAUUUCUUCUACAGAACUUGUCGCUUCUAUUGAACUCCUUGGUCAGAAGCUCUGCAGUGCCAGUCCAUACUAAAACUGAUUUCUUUCCCCUAGGAAGAUGAGGAAUGGAAGGAAGCAUCGGCAGAAAAUUUACCGGGAGAGAAAGGCUCACAGGAAUAUGUGCUGGCGUCUUCACCUCCACCAGAACCCAUGCUACCACCGCCACCAGCAGAAGGGGAGUUGGUGACCCCUCUUACAGCCCCAGAGAGGGAAUGGCUGCCCCCCCCGACACCCCCGCAGAGGGGUCGAAUGACUCCCCCAGUGCCACCUUUGCAGAGCGAGUGGGUGAUAUUUGAGAGGACACUUAUAGAGAGGGAGAGGGUGACCCCGGUGACUCCGCCAACAGAGAGGGGGUCGCAUGGUUCUCUGCCGCCGUCCCCUCAAGUGUUGCCUGUCGUUCCACAGCCACGGGACGAGGAACCUCAGCUAGCAGCCCCCACGGAAAUAGCCGCCACGCCCCAGCCGCCGCUGCCAGGCCCUGAUCCGCAACCAGAGAAAGCGAGGACCCCCCCUCGGCAGACGUCAGAGGAAGAGCCGCUUAUCCCCUGGGCUUCAGCCACAAAUGCGUUUUCGGUUUUCCAGACGGUGGAAAAGGUACCGUAUUUUUAAUCAUUAAUUUUUUUUUCAAGGAAAAAAUAUUAUUUAUCAGGUCUGUUACUUCUUCAAGAGACAGUAAGCUGCAGAGGGAAAUCUGGGGAAAGGAAGGAAAAUGCAAAGCAAACUCAUUUUUGCUUUGUUAUUUUCUGCUGGUUUUGACCGGAAUGAAUCCUCUCAAGGGGCCUUUGGAAAAACUGCCCAUCGAGUAAAUGUUUCUUUUUUCUAUCUACAGUAUCCCCCUGCUGGCCCAGGGUGAGAACUUCAGUAUAUAACAAAAUAGUUGCUUUCAACUGUUUUUAACUGAUGAUUUUAUUGUUUUUCUCUCUUUGUAAACCAUUUUGAGGGUGUUAACAACCAAGCGAUGUAUAAUUUCUAUUAAGUAGACGAACUCCCAGCAUGGCCCAAAAUUCAAGGGUUGUGUUUUUUUUGUGGUUUUUUUUUUGUUUUUGAGUACUUCCUUCUACUACAUGGAAAUAUUUGGGGUCAUUCAAGAGAGUCGAAAUAGCUUUGGGGUUGCUGCCCUGUACUAAUUCAGAUAUGGUUUUACAUGUUUCGUAUUGUUGCAGGAAUCUAUGUAUAGGUUGGGGGGGGGUUGCCCCCCGGCAGAUAUCAUGCACAUGCAGCCCACUACCAAAAUCAGCACAAUCACUUUUGUGACUUUUGUGAUUUGUCCCCACAAAACACUUCAUCACAGUUUCUUCCUAUCUAUUCAAAGGGCCUUUGCUGCACGAUACCAAAUGUAAGAAUUCACUGAUCAAUGUAUCUCUGUACUGGCUCACUGGGAAAACUUUAGAAAUUCAUAUAGACAUGUGAGCUCAGCUCCUCAGCAGCCCCUCUGACUGAGUGAUAAUCCCUGGCAUCCUGAUACCUGAGUGCCAGACAGGUAGCCAUUCCGGAAAUAACAAACCCAGAUGAAGACAAAAGGGUGUGAUUCACUUGGCUGGGAAACAGGGAAAUGUAAAUAUCUCUUUUGUUACACUUGAUGGGUGUUUGGUGGAGGGCAAGGGGAACCAUGGGGCAGGGUCCCGGAUGCUCAGAUUACUGCCACCAGACCUCCCUUUUCAUUAUGUAACCAUGAUGUAUUAGUGAUGUGGUUUGGGGGGGUGUAACAUGGGGAUUAGCAGCUAAUAAAAGUUUGGGUUCUCUUUUGUUCGGGGUUUCCAUCUUGUUCCACCUUGUGGCAGGUGGGAGUCCUGUCGCGACAGUCUUCAAUAAAGACCAAGCCGACUGGCUGCUGUUUUACUCUGGUAUUCCUGGCUGGUGUCCUUGUUUUUUGUCCAAGGGAGCUCUCAGAUUUCUCCAUUAACAGUUUGUGUGUUUACCUUGUGCACCCAUGAAAACCCAUUCCAUUUUCAACACCCCAGAAUUUGUGUCCCAGUAGCCCUCUCUCCCUCCAUGAAUUUUCCUAAUUCUCCUUUAAAGUCCUCCAAAUCGGUCGCCGUCACAGCAUCUUGGGGCAGUGAACGCCACAGUUUGAUUUUGCGCUGCGUGAAUAAGUACUUCCCUUUUGCCUGUCCCAAAUCCCCCAACUUUCAGCGCCUCUUUUCAGCGCUGCCCCUUUCAUUCCUUUCCACUUCCAGCCUGAAGCAGCCGCAGAGAAAGUCUCUAAGGAAACAUCACUAAGGAACUACGAACCUCCCACGGCAUCCCGCUCAGGAAAGGAGAUUUCGAGCCGAACAGAAACUAAGGUAGUCUUUGGCCAGCUAGAGAACGGUACUCUUAUUGUUCCAUUUCUUCUACAAACUGCUUCCUAUAAAGCAUCUCAAAACGAUUUCACAACAAAAACUUGUAUUUCAAAAACUGCACAUAUAAAGACAGUUAAAACCAUUGUAUAAGGGGAGCGCGUGGCGCUGCGGUCUAAACCACUGAGCCUCUUGGGCUUGCCGAUCGGAAGGUCGGCGGUUCGAAUCCCCAUGAAAAGAUGAGCUCCCGUUGCUCUGUCCCAGCUCCUGCCAACCUAGCAGUUCGAAAGCAUGCCAGCCAAGUAGAUAAAAAGGUACCACUCCGGCAGGUGGUGGUGGCGCCCGCCCUGUGGAACGCCCUCCCAUCAGAUGUCAAAGAGAUAAACAACUACCUGACAUUCAGAAGACAUCUUAAGGCAGCCCUGUUCAGGGAAGUUUUUAAUCUGUGAUAUCUUAGUGUAUUUUUGGUUUCUAUGGAAGCCGCCCAGAGUGGCUGGGGAAACCCAGCCAGAUGGGCGGGGUACAAAUAAUAAAUUAUUAUUAUUACAGUGGUGCCCCGCAAGACGAAUGCCUCGCAAGACGGAAAACUCGCUAGACGAAAGGGUUUUCCGUAUUUUGAGCUGCUUCGCAAGACGAUUUUCCCUAUGGGCUUGCUUCGCAAGACGAAAAACGAAAACGUCUUGCAAGUUUGUUUCCUUUUUCUUAACACCGUUAAUACAGUUGCGACUUGACUUCGAGGAGCAACUCAUAGAACGCGGUGUGGUAGCCUUUUUUGAGGCUUUUCCAAAACUUCUUUUAAACUUUUAAAACUUUUUUGGGGGGUUUUGGAUUUUGGGUUGGGGUGUUUGGAAUUCAAGGACUUGGUGUUGGGGAGGGGUUUGCAAGAAUCUGGAAGCUUGUGUGUUUUUUUCUGCAUUUUUAUGAUUUUCUGUGACCAUUGGGCCACUCUGCUGUUUUUUUUAAAAAAUUCUGGAUUUGAAUUUCUGUGUGGUGGGUGGCUGGGGGAACAGUUGAGGAGGGGGUUCUUCAGCAAGAAGCAAAGAGUGGAAGAGGAACCUUCUUCGAGUUGUCCCCCAGAGUCUUAGAAAAUGUACUGUACACUUUGUUGAUUUUUAAAUGUUUUUCUGUCAUGUUUAGAAACUUAGUUUAUUGUUCCUUCAGUUUUUGAAAUGCUCUUUACAGUAUGUGUGACUUUAAAGAGCACUUAAUAAACUCUUGUUGUACCAAAUUUGGCUUUGUUUGGAGUGUGUUUGACCAUAGGAACGCAUUAAUUGGAUUUCAAUGCAUUCCUAUGGGAUUUCGUGCUUCGCAAGACGAAAAAUUCGCUAGACGAAAAAACUCGCGGAACGAAUUAAUUUCGUCUUGCGAGGCACCACUGUAGUAUUAUUAUUAUUUUUAUUAUUAUUAUUAUUAUUAUCCCUGCUCCUAACGUCUCUCCACCUCCUAGGCCUUGCCUGCGAGAGUGGACCCAGCCCCUUCAGACAUGACGCGCUUCAAGCCCAAAGCAGCCGCGCUCACCCAGAGGGGAAAAGACAAGACGUUUCACGACGCCAUGGAAGACAUCGCCUCACAGAUUAAGGACGCCAGCACUUCCUCCAUGGCAAAUAGCAUCAACUCGUUUGUGGACUCUCCGAUUGGGAAGGUGUUUGCAAACACCAUCGACCGAGCCCUGCAGAAAUCUGAGGAGUGGAUGAAUUAUUAUCUUCCUCUACCAGACACCAGCGCCGGUGAGAAAUGAGCAACCAUUUGGGCAGCCAAGGUGGUUUGUUUGUUUGUUUGUUUGUUUAACUUUAAAGCAAUGUUGCAUAUCAUGUACUCGUUGUUCUCCGAAUAUACAGUGGUCCCUUGAUUCUCAAACUUAAUUCAUUCCGGACGUCCGCUCCAAAACCAAAGCGUUCCAAAACCAAGGUGUGCUUUCCCAUAGAAAGUACAGUGGUACCUCGGGUUACAUACGCUUCAGGUUACAGACUCCGCUAACCCAGAAAUAGUACCUCGGGUUAAGAACUUUGCUUCAGGAUGAGAACAGAAAUUGUGCGGCGGCAGCGCAGCAGGGGCAGGAGGCCCCAUUAGCUAAAGUGGUGCUUCAGGUUAAGAACAGUUUCAGGAUAAGAACGGACCUCCGGAACGAAUUAAGUAUGUAACCAGAGGUACCACUGUAAUGCAAAACAGAUUAAUCCGUUCCAGACUUUGAAAAAGAACCCCUAAAAGAGUAAUUUAACAAGAAUUUUACUAACGAGACCGUUGAGCCAUAAAAUGAAAGCAAUCAUCAAUCCACUAUGCUAUAAAAUAAAUAAGACAAUACGAUAUACGAAGAAUAGAAAUAAAAAGUCAAUUACAUAAAAUACAUUUUAGGGUUUUGAAUCAAUAGUCAAAUAGUGGGUGUUAUUCUGAUUGUCCCAGCUAAAAACCUUGCAGCCUUUGCUGUCGCCUGCUCAUCUUGAUCUGCCCAGAGAAAGGACACUGUGGCAGUGGUUGGGCGACCCGGAAUGGGGAAUAAAAGAGGGGUGAUAAUCUCAUUCCUCAAGUCUUUAUAAAGAGUGCAAGCUGGUACUGCCAUCUCCACAGGGACAUAAGCGUUUUUCGUGUGGAAUCUGUUGGAAUCGUCCCUCAAGUCCAGCCAAGGGCAAGACAUUCAAUCUUGCAAGAGUAAAAGCGCGUCUAUGUUUUAGAAUUGCUAGGUUAUGCAGAUGGGGUGCCAGAGAGUCGAAAUGGGAAGGUGGAAAACAGUCAUACCAUGGGCAAAAUUUCCUUAUUGUGGCCAAGUUGUUCUGAUGCUCAAUAUCAUUUAGGCGCUGACAAAUUAGACUGUUUGCUUUACUUAAACCCAAAGUGAGACGCUGUUGUGGUGAUAAGCCACAAGACUGAAGUUUUUGAUAGAUAAUUUUAGUCCAGGCACUCUUGUGGCAAUCUUGCAGCACUAGGGAUAUUAAACCGGGGGGAUUUGAGUUUAGGCAAAGUCAAUAGUUACCGUAUUUUUCGCUCUAUAAGACGCACCAGACCACAAGACGCACCUAGUUUUUGGAGGAGGAAAACAAGAAAAAAUAUAUUCUGAAUCUCAGAAGCCAGAACAGCAAGAGGGAUCGCUGCGCAGCGAAAGCAGCAAUCCCUCUUGCUGUUCUGGCUUCUGGGAUAGCUGCGCAGCCUGCAUUCGCUCCAUAAGACGCACACACAUUUCCCCUGACUUUUUAGGAGGGAAAAAGUGAGUCUUAUAGAGCAAAAAAUACAGUAAGUGUCCUACGCCAGAUCCGUAAUUCUACCGGGGGAAGAUUAGCCUCUAGGCACAAUGAUGCGUUUGGGACACAGGGUGGUACAGAGAAAAUUUGCCUUAGGAACUUUGAUUUGACAGCUUCCGUAGAUCCAAGGGGAGUGCCAGUCCAAAUCUGAGUCCAAUAUAAUUCCAUCGCCUUGCGCCUCCUGACUGCAUGUUUUUCUCAGCUGACGCUGGCGGGAAGAAAGAAGAGCGUGACACAUCAAAAGACGAUCUCUGCAAGGAGGGCUGCUUCAUGAGGAUCAACUUCCUUUCCACCCAGCUGAGAAACCGGGCCUUUAGGUUUGUGCUUCACCGGCUGAAAGCGACCCGCAAGAACACCAAUGAACAGCUCUCGCGGCUCGAUCAGGUGUUGAACAUGGUAAGUGAGGCUGAACAUUGGGCAGUAGUGGCUCGCUGCGAAUUCUCCGCCGUUGAGGGGAAGUGUGUGGAACAGGUCUCAGUGUUUCGAAUUCUGGGAAUGGAGUUGAGAGAGGACCUAACCUGGGGAGAAAACAGCAAAGACCUUAUGAAGAGAGCACAGCAGAGGUUAUAUUUUCUGAGAAUCCUCCAGAAAAAGAAUCUCUCAAAGGACCUGUUGAUGGCAUUUUACCAUUGCACUGUGGAGAGUGUAUUAACUUAUGGUCUGUGUGUGUGGUUUGGGAGCUGCACGGCCAUGGAAAAAACAAUGCUGUCCAGGGUUGUAAAGACUGCAGAGAGAAUAAUUGGGUGCGCUCUUCCCACCUUGGAUCAAAUCUAUGCUGUCAGCUGCCAUGUCGCUGGGGAAACAAACAGUCUCCGUCCGCAGAACAUUCAAAAAUGGAGGCUUGCGCAAGGGGCCAGGGCCAGAAAGAGAGCCAGCGAUUGACCACACAUUCGCUCCAUAAGACGCACAGACAUUUCCCCUUACUUUUUAGGAGGAAAAAGGUGUGUCUUAUGGAGCGAAAAUACGGUACAGUCAUACCUCAGGUUGAAUGUGCUUUGGGUUGAGCGCGUUCGAGUUGCGCUCCGUGGCACGGAGCGUGUUACUUCCGGGUCUCGCCGCUCGCACAUGCGUAGAUGCUCAAAAUGACGUCACGCACAUGCGCGGAACCGGCAAAACGCGACCCGCGCACGCGCAGAUGCGCCGUCGCUUGUUACGUUCGCUUCAGGAUGCGAACGGGGCUCCAGAACGGAUCCCAUUCGCAUCCCGAGGUACCACUGUAAUUGGAUUUCUGUGCAAGCCAGAGUCCUCUUUGUUUUGCCAAAGCAGUAACCUCCUCUCUCUCUUUCUCUCUCUCAAUUCUCCCUCUCAGCUAGAUCACUCCCUGAGCCCGGGCCCUUCCAGCUUCCAAAAGGUCUCCGAAAGCUUGUCAAACAUUUUGCCGCAGUGGAAUACAAAGAUGGAGGCCCCGUCCCAGAAGCCCAGCGUGGUCCAGAAGUCCCUCUCAUUAAUGCCUGAGGUAUCUUGGUGAGGAACGGAGGCGUCCAAGGGCAAAUUGGCCAGUGGGUUGCCAUCAGCGGAAACAGCCCUUCUAGCCAGGGGAAAGCUGAGAAGCACUAUCAACCUCACACUGCCACUAGUGGCGAGGGGUGGAAUUACGGGAGCAAGCCGUCUUCCUGAGAUAUAAGAGGUGGAGCCUGAGAACGAAGGGCCAAUCAAAGGGGAGAACCUGGGAGUGUUAGGGCGGGCCUCAUUCAGCUGCGUAGCGUGGGGAGGGCCACAGGGGCGCAAAAUUGUUAGGGGUGCACAAUUUCAAUACAGCUGUGCACUUCCGUAGCUGUGAACCAGGAAGUGAACUCUCCAGACAAUGGAACUCUGCAUUUCUUAUCUCUGUGGCUGCGAUCUCCUGUGUGAUGUGGAUGCCGUUAGGCAGUUGAAUGCACAUGCAUCCUCUGUCCGUUUUGCUCCCUCUGCAUGGCUCCAUGCACCGGCAACCCCUGCUAUGCCACUGGCCUUAGUUAGGUGAAGUACUCCCCGUUCCUCCAUGGCGGACUGUUGCUCCACUUAAAAAGGGCUCUAUCUUAAGGUUACCAGAUGUUUUUCAAUGAAUCCGGGGACACUUUUCAACUUCAAUAGGAAUGAUAGGAUUUUGUAUGGGGACAGAUUUGUAAAUCCGGGGACAGUCCCUGUCCUCCUGGCCCGUGUCCAGAAAGUGGUGGUGGGGGAUGAGUGUUCAGACCCCUGGGCUCUCACUUGUGGGGUGCCUCAUGGUUCCCUCCUCUCCCCCAUGCUUUUUAAUAUCUAUAUGAAGCCGCUGGGAGAGAUGAUCAGGGGGUUUGGGCUGGGUGUCCAUCAAUAUGCAGAUGACACCCAGCUCUACCUCUCUUUCAAAUCAGAACCAGUGAAAGCGGUGAAGGUCCUGUGUGAGUGCCUGGAGGAUGGGUGGAGGCCAACAGAUUGAGGUUGAAUCCUGACAAGACAGAAGUACUGUUCUUGGGGGACAGGGGGAGGUGGGUGUGGGGGACUCCCUGGUCCUGAAUGGGGUACCUGUGCCCCUGAAGGACCAGGUGUGCAGCCUUGGAGUCAUUUUGGACUCACAGCUGUCCAUGGAGGUGCAGGUCAGUUCUGUAUCCAGGGCAGCUGUUUAUCAGCUCCAUUUGGUACGCAGGAUGAGACCCUAUCUGCCUGCAGACUGUCUUGCCAAAGUGGUGCAUGCUCUAGUUAUCUCCCUCUUGGACUACUGCAAUGCGCUCUACGUGGGACUACCUUUGAAGGUGACCCGAAAACUGCAAUUAAUCCAGAAUGCAGCAGCUAGACUGGUGACUGGGAGUGGCCGCUGGGACCACAUAACACCGGUCCUGAGAGAUCUGCAUUGGCUCCCAGUACAUUUCCGAGCACAAUUCAAAGUGUUGGUGCUGACCUUUAAAGCCCUAAACAGCCCAGGAUACCUGAAGGAGCGUCUCCACCCCCAUCGUUCUGCCUGGACACUGAGGUCCAGCGCCGAGGGCCUUCUGGUGGUUCCCUCAUUGCGAGAAGUGAGGUUACAGGGAACCAGACAGAGGGCCUUCUCGGUAGUGGCGCCCGCCCUGUGGAACGCCCUCCCCUUCAGAUGUGAAGGAAAUAAGUAUCUAUCUUCUCUUUAAAAGACAUCUGAAGGCAGCCCUGUUUAGGGAAGUUUUUAAUGUUUAAUGCUGUAUUGUUUUUAACACUUGACUGGAAGCUGCCCAGAGUGGCUGGGGAAACUCAGCCAGAUGGGCCGGGUAUAAAUAAAUUAUUAUUAUUAUUUAUUAUUAUUAUUAUUAUUAUGAAACGGGGAUGUCUGGUAACCUUACUCUAUCCUCUUUCAGCAACUGGAGAUGAAAGCUUUGACCAUGACCCGGGUCCUGGCCGACGAGUUGUACACAACCUACCGCAAUCUCCUGCCACACGUCGCUGAGCUCCCCGCUCACCUCCAGGAAAAAGUGACUCAGGUCUACCAGAGCAUGGAAGAGCUCCACUCUCAUUUGUCCUCCGUCGCCUCCCUCAGGGAUCUGCCAACCUACCUGAUCCUACAGAGCCGAGAGAGAAUCUCCGUCGCCCGGGAGAACCUGGACGAACUGCUAGAUUUCAUGGCCCAAAGCCAGGCAGGACAGUGGCUGUCUCAACCAAGUACUUCCAGGGUUGGAUUGCCGUCAGCUGGGGUGAGGCCACCGAUAACAGGGAACGCCGAAAGCAGAGGGGAAGAAGAAGGGUCCACGUCCUGGCAACAUUCACCACCUCACCCGCCGCCUUCGUAUCCAAAAGAUUCCCAGCUCUAAAAUCAGAUGAAGAGCGCUCCUCCGUGGAACGGAAGCUUUGGGUUACUACAGCUCCGGUUUCGUGCAACCCGGGAACCGUAACCCCAUGGAAGCCAGCUUUGCCAUCGCCAUCCUCUGCUUGUGAUUCAGGCAACUGAUCCCAUUGCAAUUAAAGGUCUCUCUGAAACAAGACGGCGCUUGC